AUGUCCUACCUUAGUGAAGACGGUCCUCCAUUUGAAGAGCUGCCCUUCUUUUUGGUGGUGAAUGUCCUUCUUCCUGAUGAUGUGCAAAUGGCCACCCUACAACCCACAUACGCAGAUGAAGGAAAACCCAGACCGGGCAUCCCUGAAAUCAAUACAGCAUCGGGAAAGAAGUUUUUUGAAGGUGACAUCAUUUUGCCGCUAGACAAAAAUGCCCUGAGGAACAGCUCCUACCGAUGGAACAUUCCAGUUCCCUACAUAAUGGGGAAUACCAUUGACUUGAAUACUAAGGGUGUUAUCCUGCAGGCGUUUGAGAUGUUUCGACUCAAAUCUUGCAUUGACUUCAAACCCUAUGAAGGAGAAAAGUCCUAUCUCCUCUUUGAAAAGUUGGAUGGAUGCUGGUCUUACGUUGGCGACUUUCAGUCUGGCCAGACGGUUUCUAUUGGAGAGCGUUGCGAAUAUAAAGAUACCGUGGAGCAUGAAAUCCUGCAUGCACUGGGGUUUUAUCACGAACAGUCACGUGCUGACCGAGAUGACUACGUUAACAUUUGGUGGGAGGAAAUUAUUCCAGGUCAAGAGCAUAACUUCAACAAAUACAAUGAUAAUAUUAUUUCUGAUCUAAACACUCCGUAUGAUUACGAAUCUGUCAUGCAUUACGGACCUUAUUCAUUCAAUAUAAAUAGUAGUGUCCCUACAGUUACAACUAAAAUCCCAGAAUUCAAUGAAGUGAUUGGGCGAAGCCAGGAUUUAAGCAGGAUAGAUCUACAAAGACUUAAUCACAUGUACAACUGUGCUUCUAGUCUUACUCUACUUGACCAGUGUUCUUUUGAGGCCAUUAAUGUCUGUGGCAUGCUGCAAGGCGUGAAUGAUGAUGCAGACUGGCAACACACCCUGAUUUCUACGGGUCGUCAAAGGAACAAUGUGGUGGGCCACUGUGCAGAGAAAGGGUAUUCUAUGUAUUUCAAUACCUCAGAAGGGAAUUCACUUGAAUCAGCUGUUUUGGAGUCCCGUAUCCUUUACCCAAGAAGGAAUGAAAAAUGCCUCCAGUUUUAUUACAAAUUUGAUGGAAAUCCACAAGAUCAGCUUGUUGUCUGGAUUAAAAGUGAUGAUGGAACUGGAACCGUUAGAAAGUCAGCCAAACUACAAACAAUCUCUUCUGAUGGAGAAAAACACUGGAACUUAGCGAGCAUUCCUUUCAAUAGCCAGACCAAAUUCCGCUAUGUCUUUCAAGGCAUUAAGGGAGACCCACCCAGCUCUACUGGGGGAAUUAAUAUUGAUGACAUCACUCUGACUGAAACACGAUGCCCAGCUAGCAUCUGGCAGAUAAGAAAUUUUACCUCCCUUUUUAAUAAUACCUCCAAAGGAGAUUAUGUGGCAAGCCCAAUAUUCUACAGCUCAGAGGGCUACUGCUUCGUGUUGAAACUCUAUCCCCAUGGUCCAGUCAGCUCAACGACUGAAAACUACUUGGGGAUCAUGUUUGCCCUGUGUAGUGGCCAGAAUGAUGGUGUUCUAGAAUGGCCAGCUGUGAACAGGCAAGUGACAUUCAUCAUUGUUGAUCAGGAUCCUGAUGUGACUCAAAGGAUGUCAUCAAGCAGGAGCUUUGUCACGGACUCUAACCAGCAGAACAAUAACACACUCAUUUGGGAUAACCCAUUGACUACUGGGUCAUUUGAUCCUCUCUAUGACCGCUUUGUAGGCCCAAUGUUUGGCUGGAGAUAUAUCCUUCCGUAUGAUCAAUUGCUUCGGAGGCAUUUCUUGAAAAAUGAUGGUCUGAUCAUCUUUACAGAUUUUGAAGUUGUUGAAGAUCCAGGCAGUGUUCUGUAAGAUCUGUGACCAUAACUCUGUGGAGUUUUUCACAAGCAAGUAGUCACCUCCUGCAAUUUCUUGAA
Molecule: messenger RNA, 1886 nt
Organism: Pogona vitticeps (central bearded dragon)
Lineage: Eukaryota; Metazoa; Chordata; Lepidosauria; Squamata; Agamidae
Source: RefSeq, a predicted model, not a curated record